This is a messenger RNA of Schistosoma turkestanicum, 1187 nucleotides long. The record is from the annotation of a GenBank genome assembly. NCBI's taxonomy places the organism in Eukaryota, Metazoa, Platyhelminthes, Trematoda, Strigeidida, Schistosomatidae.
UACAUUGCAUUCUUAUUGGUUGUUCACGGUUGCUAAUGCUGUGAGUGACCUGAAAGUUAACGUUUAUCAUAUUAUACUUUCUUCAAAACGAAUUAAUAUUUAUUUGAAUCUCUUAGUUAUUCAUUUUUUCAAGCUACUGAUGCAUUGCAAUUUUGUGUUUGAUAAUAGUUACAGUUAUUAACACUACAUUUAAAGUAUUCGCUUAAAAUCGUUAGACUGAGACAAUGAAUGAUAUUUUAAAAUUUAAGGAAAAUAGUAAUAAUGGACUGGAUAUCCUUGUUGAUGUUGGCGAUGAUGAAGAACUGUCUUCGUUAAUACAAUGCUUUCCUAAAGAAUCUAAUCAAUUUAUAAUGAAGCUUAGAAAUUCACAGUAUAAUAAAUCAACUGAUGCUCAAUAUAGUUUGAAUAGCCAACCAAAACAGAAUGGUAAAAAGCAACCGCAUCGUUAUGUUACAAAUUUUGACGUUGAAGCACCAUUUAGUACAUCGACAACAUAUAGAAAUACAUUUUGUCAUCAAACAGAUAAUAAUACUGGUGAGAAAAAAAGUGAACCACAUAAGUCUCUAACAAGUCAACCAAUUUUACGGUUUGGUGAAAUGCCUGUUUUCACAGAUUCUAUUUUAUAUCCCGGUCAAAAUCGUCGAUUACAAAGUACAACACAUGAAACAUUUGUUGAAAAGCCAAUACCAAGUAUUUCAAAACCACGUGUUAGUCAACCAUUUUUCGGUGAAACUCAAUUCCAUGCAGAUUUUCCACCAAAUCGUGCAUGGAAUAGUUUUGAUCAGCUGUGUUCAGUGGCUCAACAUAAAUGUCAGCCACCAAAAGCACAAAUUCAGUUACGUGAUACAAAUGAAAUAUCUUUUCACACUGAACAACGUGAUCAGUUUCAAGGUCAUGAUGCUCGGACUAAUCCGAAGCCGAAAUCAUUCAAACUCCAACCGUCAGUUUAUUGCAAACCAGUUAUAAAACUUGAUUGUAAUUCAGUGACAAAAUUGGAUUUCCAGCCAUACACAGUUGAACAAGUACUUAGUGUAAACUCAAAGUCUGCCUUUGGUAGUAAAACAAUACGUACGGAUGACAGCGAUGUACAACAAUCUGGAAAAAUGAAACCUGAGGAAUUAAAACUACUGAAAAACUAUUUAAAAGAUUUAAAAUCAGCGAGGAACGAAGAAAUACCUAAAAUUUAG